Pararge aegeria (speckled wood butterfly) is the source of this 918-nucleotide messenger RNA. RefSeq lists its product as uncharacterized. NCBI's taxonomy places the organism in Eukaryota, Metazoa, Arthropoda, Insecta, Lepidoptera, Nymphalidae. The transcript has 6 exons. The coding region runs from base 1 to 837 and encodes 278 amino acids. The record is from RefSeq and is a predicted model, not a curated record.
AUGUAUGAGGUGCUUUUUCUUUGUCCAGUGAUAGUGACGGCACACAACAUCACCUACCUGGAGGUGCCCCAGUACGGCGACCCAAGACGCGACGGUGACCUCGUCUGCCACUACGUCAGCGAAAAGGGGGACCCGGCACUGCAUUCCGUGAAGUGGUACCGGGAUAACAAUGAGAUAUUCCGCUUCACGCCUGGACAGCAGCCUCCAACAAGAGCCUUCAACACCACAUCCGGGGGCGUAUCUCGCGGAGCCUGCAACAUGCAUAGCUGUGCCAUCAGCGUGGCGCUUCCCAAGAAGGUCAACACCAGGAUCUCGUUCACGUGCGAGGUCUCCACCGAAGGCCCGCGGUUCGCUGUUGUCAACCAGACAAAGUAUUUGUCUGUGGCUGUCACGCUGAAAGAAGAUCCAGUGAUAACAGGAGCAUCUGGCACAGUUCAGCUUGGUGAGGACGUGCUGUUGAACUGCUCAACUAAACCCGCCAUGCCAGCUGCCAACAUCAUGUGGUACGUCGAUGGGAAACCGGAAAGGUCCGACCCCUGGAUGAGUGACAACACGGAAGUAUCCGCAGCAGACAACUUCGGUCUCCGCUCCAGUUGGCGUCCACUUCGGGUCCGAGUCGCCACUGGCAGAGGGUUCAUGGCGAUCCGAUGUGAAGCCACGCAACCAAGCAGGCCACCAUACACCAGGUCUACGAACGCGAGCCUCGAGGUCGCCAGGUCCCCCCAUUUGUCUAUGUACACUGCAUUAGGUUCCAGCAACAGUAAUGCGGCGGUGGCGCUAGCGACGUGUAUCGCAGUACAUAUAUUUUCUAAAUACAGUGCCUUGAGUAAACUCUAAGCGGGGAUAGGGGUUUGAUAAUUGUAUAAACGAUAGUUCGUAGGUAGUUCAAAACUUUCCACCCACUCUUCUCGUGUGACG